ACAAUCGCAAACAACAGCUUUAGCUGCAACUGUAAAGGUAAAUAAGUUGACUUUUAAAAUGAUGAACUCCAAUCAAAAUGAAUUUGCCGACCAGAACAACAACUGGUGCAGCAACAACAAUAACAACAACAAGAACAGCAAAGACGGAAAGAAUAAACUGAAAUAUGAGCUGCCAUCGGACUACAAGUACGAGGUGCACGUAUGCGUCUGCUUUCGCCCGCAAAAGGCAUUCGAGUGCCAACGCUGUCAUCAUUAUUUCCAUGGACGCAUAAGCGAGCACUGCAAGGUGCAUCCCUCGGAAUUCUUUUUGAUGGACUUUCGCUAUUGUCCAUACUGCUCGGCGCCCAUAACGGAUGUCAGGGAAUCGAAGCUGAGCUGGGAGCAAAUCCGCAAAAUCGAGGAUGCCAAUUUGCCAAAUGACGGCGAUGACUUGUAGCUGGAUUUGACAUUCAGCAAUACAUUAAUUAGUUUUGUGUACAUUUCAUGUGUAUCCAUUAAUAAGCUAUGAUUAAACACGUUCUUGUUAUGCUUGAGAUUAAU
Drosophila novamexicana is the source of this 540-nucleotide messenger RNA. RefSeq lists its product as uncharacterized. The record is from RefSeq and is a predicted model, not a curated record. Bases 59 to 436 code for a protein of 125 amino acids. The transcript is spliced from 3 exons. Lineage: Eukaryota; Metazoa; Arthropoda; Insecta; Diptera; Drosophilidae.